UCUUUGGACUUCAUUCGACAAAAAAAUAAAGUGAUUGUGUGCAUGAAAAAUCACUUUUAAGUUAUGCAAAGCAAUUUAAUUUAAUCUUUUGUUUUUUUUUUUUCUUAAACAGUAAAAAGCACAUAAUAAUGAUAAUAUUUUAUCUGCCAGUGCGUGCAUAGUGUGUCACAUUUAACACAGUAAAACAUCACAAAUUCUAUUGUGUGUUUUGUUGGAAAACACCUUACACAAAAUGGAUGAUAACAUUGUCGCUAACAAUGUUUCUGUUUUGGCAAUAUUGGAUAGCCAAUCGGCUGAAGCAUACAAACCUUCUUUGAGUAUGACUGAAUAUCAUACUCAUAAUCAUGAACACAGCACUAUCAACCACAGCCAAACUCACAGCCAUACUUUUAACCAAGAAGAAAUCGAUGGUAUAGAAAACAAUAAGCAAAGUAUUGUGUGGACAAAAAACUCAACCAUUACACUUUUAAGCUUAUAUGAAACCAAAAUGUCUAUGUUAGAUAAUCCGAAAAAGAAAUCCAAAAUGUGGACAUCUAUAGCUGAAGAGUUAAAGGCUAUGGGUAUUGAGGUAACGCCAGACCAAGUUAGGUGGAAAAUAAAUGCCCUUACCAAGAAAUAUAAAGAUUGCAUUGAUAAUGGCCAGGGAUCAUCUGCGUUCAAAUACUUCAAUGAAAUGAAUCAAAUUCUUGGACUACACAGUGACGCUAGUGGAACAUAUAGACUGGCAUCAGGAGUAAUGCAUGGUCCAGAAAGUUCAAAUAAAGAGAGGUGUUUAAAAAAUAUGUCCAUGAAAAACUCUGUGCCUUACAGAAAACUCAGAGCUGAGCGAAAAGCUAAAAUAGAAUUAGAUAAACAAUGGAUUGAAUACAUACAAAAACAAGACGAGCAACGAAGUAUAAGAGACGAAAGAUUCGAAAGGAAUUUAAGGUUAAGAGAAGAAGAGUUGCAGUUACGAAAAAAGGAGUUGGAAAUGAAACAUUCACUAGCUUUGAAAAAGUUACAACUAAGAGAAAGAAAACAAGAAGAAAUGCUUAAAAUUGAAAGGGAGAAAUGCGCAUUACUCAGAAAAUUACUGGCUAAUGAAUCAUAAUCUUCUUAUUGUUAUAAUUAUAAUAAUUAUAUUUAUUUUGUUGUGUUGUUAAUAAUUUGUGGUGUUGUUUAUCAGUUGUUGAUAAAACCGGUAAUACCUUUUACCCUACUGCUACAAAAUAUAACAAUUCCAAUAUUUUUCGAGAAAUAUUAUAGCAAUAAUCAUAAAUAGAAAUAGAAAAAUAUAUUUUAUUCAAUAUCAUUAUCACACAGUGUAAUAUUAUUAAACAAAAUUUAAAAAAAAUGUAGGUUACGUACCUGCUACAAUGAUAUUGGAAAGGUACUCUUACUUAACAUGGAAAUUCAUCUUCACUAUCACAAUAAAUUUAUUAUCUAUUAUCGUUAUCGUCACUCUCACUUAUACAAUAAUUGUGUAA
This is a messenger RNA of Ostrinia furnacalis (Asian corn borer), 1466 nucleotides long. RefSeq lists its product as uncharacterized. Bases 233 to 1090 code for a protein of 285 amino acids. The record is from RefSeq and is a predicted model, not a curated record. Lineage: Eukaryota; Metazoa; Arthropoda; Insecta; Lepidoptera; Crambidae. The transcript has 4 exons.